Molecule: messenger RNA, 1304 nt
Organism: Momordica charantia (bitter melon)
Lineage: Eukaryota; Viridiplantae; Streptophyta; Magnoliopsida; Cucurbitales; Cucurbitaceae
Product: putative calcium-binding protein CML23
Molecular function (GO): calcium ion binding
Source: RefSeq, a predicted model, not a curated record
GACUAUAUAAUCUUUAGCAAAUCAGUUCAGAGAAAAAAAAACAAAGAAAAAUAUAUUUUUCCGAUUUCUCUCGUUCAAUUCAAAUUUCAAAAUCCCCCUUUGAAUUUUUUUCGGGAAGCUUUAUGCCUAUGGCGAAGAAGUCGGUUUCGGAUCCAAGCUCCACGAAUCUCGGAGGAGCCUUGGGCUCCAUGGACGAGGUCACCAAGGUGUUCAACAAGUUCGACAAGAACGGCGACGGCAAGAUUUCCGUCAACGAGCUCGGCGACGCGCUCGGCGAACUCGGCGGCAAGGUCUCCUCCGACGAGGUCCGCCGCAUUAUGGCGGAGAUCGAUAAGGACGGCGACGGAUUCAUCGAUCUCGACGAGUUCGCCGAGUUUCAUCAAGACGUGUCGGCGACCGGCGGAGGAAACAAAGAUCUGCAGGACGCUUUCGAUCUGUACGACAUCGACAAGAACGGCCUAAUCUCGGCGAAGGAGUUGCAUUCCGUGCUGAAGCGGCUCGGCGAGAAAUGUAGCCUGAAGGAUUGCUGCCGGAUGAUCAGUUCCGUCGAUGUCGACGGCGACGGCCAUGUAAAUUUCGAGGAGUUCAAGAAGAUGAUGACGCGCAGUUAGAAUCCGCCGGAAGAGGUAGUAGGUCUAUCUAGAACUAAAAUCAGGUACUCUCAGUCGUUUCUUAGUGUACAGUCUGUGAUCCUAUUUCUUCAUCCUUUAGCAAGAACUUGACCUCCGAUUUUAGAUCGUAAUCGUAGAUCUUCUAGUUCGGAAGAAAAAGAUUAUCAUCUCUCUAAUUGAAUAUGCUUUCGAAUUGAUUCUGACUUCUCCGGCUCGAUUCUCUCUCAUUUAACCGAUUCCAAUCUCCGAUUCUAGAUCUUAAUCGGAGAUCUUCUAGUUCUUCACUCCACUGAAAUGAAGAAGAAAAGAUUAUCAUCUCUCUCUAAUUGAAUAAUAUGAUUCCGAUUUCUCCGGUUCGAUUCGGUUUCGUUCCUUACCUAAACGGAUGAAUUCGAAGUUGUCGCAAAAUUAAAUUGGCAUUAACUCUGUUUUCCUGAAUUUGUGGCAUCGGAAAUCUGAUUGGUGAUUGAUUGAAGCAAUUGAAUGGUGUUGUUUUUGUGGUGGUUGAUUGAGGCCGAAAUCGGUGGAGCCAUUGAAUUGAAUUUUCCUUUUUCUUCUCUGGCGAUGAAUUCGUUUGAUUUUGUGAGAUCCACGUGGGAGUUUGAGUUGGGUCAUAAGGCAUAUUGUUGGUGGUGUGAUAACUGAUAAUGAAUGAGAGACAUUGCUUUAUCUUUAGGGCGAAGCAUAUAACCA